This is a messenger RNA of Oldenlandia corymbosa var. corymbosa, 1674 nucleotides long. The record is from the annotation of a GenBank genome assembly. Lineage: Eukaryota; Viridiplantae; Streptophyta; Magnoliopsida; Gentianales; Rubiaceae.
AUGGCUUCCCUUACUAUACCAUCUACCAAUACUUGUAGUAGUCCAUUGUACACAACUCUUGUUGGAAAGUUUGAUUAUGUUAAAGAUGAUCGUCUCUCUUAUUCUACUAGUAAGGGCAAACAUAGAGGAUUAACUAUUGUAAAUGUUGCUAGUAAACCCCGGCCGCUGGUUUUUCCGGCACCGGAGCAGCCACCAACCGCCGUGCAGAGCGGAGGGAAGCUUGCUGCAUGGACUAGUGUAAAACAGGAAAGAUGGGAAGGAGAGCUUCAAGUUGAAGGAGAAAUACCAUCUUGGCUGAAUGGCACGUACCUAAGGAAUGGACCCGGGUUGUGGAAUUUAGGUGACUACAAUUUCCGUCAUUUAUUCGAUGGUUACGCCACCCUGGUCCGGCUCUACUUCAAAAACGGCCGGGUCGUAAUGGGGCACCGGCAGAUCGAAUCCGAAGCGUACAAAGCAGCUAAGAAGAACAACAAGCUCUGUUACCGUGAAUUUUCGGAAGUGCCCAAGACGGACAACUUCUUAGCCUAUAUCGGCGACAUGGCAAAGUUAUUCUCCGGUGCCUCCCUAACUGAUAACGCCAACACCGGCGUCAUCAAGUUAGGGGACGGGCGGGUGGUUUGUUUAACGGAAACCAUUAAAGGGUCAAUUGUUGUGAAUCCCGACACAUUGGACACGAUCGGGAGGUUUCAGUACGAGGAUAAUCUUGGAGGAUUGAUUCAUUCGGCGCAUCCGAUCGUGACAGACGAGGAAUUUAUCACUUUGUUGCCCGAUUUGAUCAAUCCCGGGUAUCUGGUGGUGAAGAUGGAGCCGGGUACGAACGAGAGGAAGGUGAUUGGUCGGGUUAAUUGCCGGGGUGGGCCGUCUCCGGGUUGGGUCCACUCGUUCCCUGUGACGGAACAUUAUGUGAUUGUGCCGGAAAUGCCACUAAGGUAUUGUGCCCAGAAUCUACUCCGGGCGGAGCCCACCCCGCUUUACAAGUUUGAGUGGCAUCCUGAAUCCAAAGGGUUUAUGCAUGUUAUGUGUAAAGCUAGCGGUAACAUAGUGGCAAGUGUUGAAGUUCCACUUUAUGUGACAUUCCACUUCAUCAAUGCAUAUGAAGAGACAGAUGAAGAUGGAAGAAUCAAGGCUGUAAUUGCAGAUUGUUGUGAGCAUAGUGCGGAUACAACCAUUCUCGAGAAGCUAAAGCUACAGAAUCUUAGAUCCUUCAAUGGAGAAGACGUUCUUCCGGAUGCAAGGGUUGGACGAUUUACAAUACCAUUGGAUGGAAGUCCAAACGGGAAUCUAGAGGCAGCAUUGAACCCUAAUGAACAUGGCAAAGGAAUGGAUAUGUGCAGCAUCAACCCUAAUUAUUUAGGGAAGAAGUAUCGAUAUGCCUAUUCUUGUGGAGCCAAAAGGCCAUGCAACUUUCCGAAUACUCUUACAAAGAUUGACUUAAUGGAGAAAAAGGCGAAGAAUUGGCAUGAUGAGGGUUCCAUACCUUCUGAACCGUUCUUUGUGCCCCGACCUGGUGCUACUACAGAAGAUGAUGGAGUGGUGAUCUCAAUAAUUAGUGGCAAAAACGGAGAGGGAUAUGCCCUGGUGUUGGAUGGAUCAAGUUUUGAAGAAAUUGCCAGAGCAAAAUUCCCUUAUGGUCUUCCAUAUGGGCUCCAUGGUUGCUGGGUGCCAAAGAAGUGA